Molecule: messenger RNA, 2529 nt
Organism: Cryptococcus wingfieldii CBS 7118
Lineage: Eukaryota; Fungi; Basidiomycota; Tremellomycetes; Tremellales; Cryptococcaceae
Exons: 8
Coding region: 1-2529 (842 amino acids)
Biological process (GO): actin filament organization; cell motility
Cellular component (GO): plasma membrane
Source: RefSeq, a predicted model, not a curated record
AUGGCGACGUCUUUUGCGACCGAGGAGCACCAUAUCACGCUGUGUUUGAGGGAUCAAGAGGAUCAUUUGGUCACGCAGAACAACCUCCCGAGUAAAGUCUAUCAGCACGACGUCCUCAAGCUAUGUGCAGCGCCUACGACAGAAGCUCUGAUCGUAGUAUCCUCCCUCAAAUCAGCAAUCCGCCGCGACAGCGUCCCCGAAUCCACCUCCAGCCACACCCCCUCCCCCUCCCUCUCCAACUUGGACACAAUCCCCCUCAAACUCGCGCUCUUCAACCUCCAAAAGUUUGUCAGAGAAGAAGACUUUUCCUUCGAAUUCCUCCUCAAAGGCGGUAUGAAGAUCCUCAUCCGUCUCCUCGAACAGGAAGAGACUGGGCUUGUUACGGGGAAUAGCUUGGCUUAUGCGCUGCAGGGGAUACGCGGGAUACUGGAGUUUGAGUCGGGCUGGUCUGAAUUGUCGGAUACGUUCAUUCGCAGGUUGUUGUCUAUCCUGUUGUCUGCGACACAGCCGAAUAUACUCAGGCCUGCUACUGCCAUCCUCCGUAAACUCGUCAUCUCCUCCCCUUCCCCCGCCUCUGCUUCUGCUUCUGCUGCAGAUCUCCAAAGCUCGCUCAAACCGUCCCCAGGCUAUUUCCUCUCUGGCGGCAGCGCCAAAGACCGUUCCAAAACGAAUCGGAACAGCAAGGAUAACAGGCAGAGUCAUGGGGCUGCGCUGGACAGCAAGUUUUAUGGCUUUGACAGGGUUUAUAGCCUUGUCAAGUCUCUGCCCCUCACCACCACCCACCCUGGGUCGGGCUCGGGAUCGGGCUCGGGCUCGCGGGAAGAGGGGGAGUCGAUCAAGAAUGCCGAGUAUUUUUACAAAAGCCUCAUCAAGAGACUCGAAAGUACCGGUGAUCUGGAGCUCGUCGCUCAGAGUUUGGGACUCAUCAAUGCGUCGCUGAGAUCUGGGCAUCAAGAAGGCAGUCUGCAGUAUUACGAGCUUGUUUGGAUAUUGGAGAAUUUGGGGAUUAAGAAAUACGUCGCUCGCCUGAUCCCCUCCUCCCAAAACCCAAUCCUGGCCCCGCACCUACUCAACUUUCAAUCCCGCCUCGCCGUCAUACUCCAACACAAACGGCUCCGGUCUGUACGGCCGGGGGAGAGGGGGCAUCAGGAAAAGAUGUUGGGGGAGAUUUGGGAGGCGGGGAGACUUGGGGAGCUUGUCGGAGCAGGGGGAGGAGGGGGAGGUGAGGAGGUGGAGGAGGUGGAGGAGUUGAAAGAGGGCGGAGUGGGUGGAGUGGGUUUGGGGAUGGGUAUCCAGGGAGAGAAGGUGGGGAAGGGAGGGAGGAGGAUGGAAGGGUGGGCUGCUAUGGGUGGGGAGGUGUUUGGCGAGCUUGGGGAAGGAGGUAUGUUUAGGGAUGUCGGAGAACUUGGCCUCGAAUGCUUGCAUUACUUUGCAACGCACGAAGAACGUUUCUACAAUUUGGUGCUGGAAGAAAACGCCAAACCACCCUCCCGCCGCUGUCCCCUCAUAGAAGCCUCCGCCUCCUGCGUCAAACUCCUCGCCGAGCACUACAAACUCGCUUCCGCCCCGCACUACCCCCACCCCCCCAAAACAUUCCGGCCCUUCCUCCUCGGCUUUCCCAAACUCCACUCGCUCGUCCUCAAAUUCUUUAUCCGCAUGUUUCAUCAAUCCUCCUCUUCAUCUUUUGAUCUGGCGCGGCUGGUGCCGUUGGUGGGGUCGCAUUUGGCGUUGACGCUGAAUCCGGGGGAGGAGAGGGAGAAGACGUGGUUGGAUUUGGAGAAUGCGUUUUUACAUGCGGAAUAUGGGAAGGUGAGGAAGAGGCAGAUGGAGAUGAUGGAGAGGGAGGGGGGGAUGUGGAGGAGCGGGGCGGUGAGGGGGUUGAAGGAGGUGGUGGGGAGGGAGGUUUGGGGCGUCGUCUGUGAGCAGAGGGUGGGAUGUAUGUUGCAGGGAAGUUGGUUCAACUCUGCGACCUUGCUCGUCCCUGGUAUCACCACCAUAGCAAGGCCUAUCGCCAACAAACCGCAUCGCUUCCUCCGUCUCUCAGAAGACAGAAGGACAAUAGCAUGGGACGACUUUCACGAGCGCAUAGGUACACCCUCCUUCAACGCCCUCACUCGCCGGGUCAACGUGGCCGACAUAUCUACCAUCCGGCCCCAAACGUCCGCGCCCAUCAACUCGCGUUCACCCAAUCUAGUGUCCAAGCUGUCAUUCUCCAUCAUCGCUGUGCCUUCGUCGUCUUCACCUUCUGCGGCUGCUGCUGCUGCUGCUGCUGCUUCGUCUGCUAUGAGGAAUGGCCAGGGGAAUGCAGGGAUGGAAGGAGGGAAUGGGGGGCAAGGAGCAGGAGAGGUGAGUUUGUUGGACGUCGACGCGAUCCAUGCGGCGCAGAUGGCAGAAUGGACGGACGGGAUCAGGGUGGUGAAAGAUGGGGGGAUGGUUGAUCAAGAUUCGGCCAACUAUGUGCAGGUGCGUUCUCCCUUUCCUUCCUUGUCUAUAUCAAAGAUUCAACGAGUCAAGAGAGGAAGGGGCUGA